This is a messenger RNA of Strongylocentrotus purpuratus (purple sea urchin), 1808 nucleotides long. RefSeq lists its product as uncharacterized. Lineage: Eukaryota; Metazoa; Echinodermata; Echinoidea; Camarodonta; Strongylocentrotidae. Bases 149 to 1486 code for a protein of 445 amino acids. The transcript is spliced from 6 exons. The record is from RefSeq and is a predicted model, not a curated record.
ACUCUAAUUACUAUCAACCUAUACCAACCGAGAAAAGGAAAUCGAACGGACUUGUAAAUAUGCGAAUAUUUCAAUUGUGUCUUCUUUGAAAGUUUAGAUUAAGUUCGUUUGGUUUGUUUCUUGCGGCAUUGAAAGUUCAUUUGCUACCAUGACGCGGAUAAUUUUACUCGUGUGUUUUCUAGCUGGAUUAAUUGUGCGAGAUGUAGCAAGCAAUCCUGUCAAUUGUGUCAAUCGUGAUGGGAGCUUAGGACCAAUUUUUGACUGUCUACAAAUAGGUCCGCAAGAAAAGCGGGAGAAACCCGAACCACCCGAGAAACCGGAUAGACGAGAAAGGCCGGAGUUUCCUGAAUCGGAGCUUUAUGAGCCGGAAGAACCGGACAUCGAGGAACCCGAAUACCGUGGACUGGGAUGGGGGACUCCAAGGCCUUGUCCACCGGGGAACAAGAACUGCAAUCGAGAUGGAAAUGGCGGAUCCCAUGGAGUUAUGGGAGUUUACAAGGCAGCAGCGUUCAUUGGUGUCGCUAUCCUCAUCGCAAUCCUUGUCACCAUUCUCAGUCUUGUCAUAUACUGUGUGUGGAAACGAAGACGAGACAGAAGUCCUACUGAAAUGACUAACGGUAUAAAGAUAUCGAAUGGAAGCCACGGAUACGCCACACCUGGUGAGAAGUGCCCCAUGAGAGGGUGCGGGUCGGACGCUGUAUGCACAUGCAUAAACACCAGUCACCAAUGUUGUCAGCGAGCUAAGGGAUCACGACAACAUCCACAUGACAACACACACCACUACGCAGGUCCUUCACACAACACAACACAACCCACCACUCCAGUUACCCGAACGCCGCACGUCAUUCCGUACGCACAGUCAGAGGCAUAUCCAUUAGCAAUCCGAGGUGACAAGGGUGCUGACAAUGUCGAUAAUCUCCGAGGAUACAUGGGCUUGAUUAAAAGUCGUCCAGAAGGCGAUCCCAUACACCCGACCCCUCCCAACCACCCUCGGCCUGGUAUAACACAGGCCGUGAAUCACGAGUACCACAUGCCACACCAUAGUUCAGGUAUUGUAGGAAUGCAACGGAUCAAUCAUCCAAAUGAGCCACAGCAGACUUGCGCCCACUCCGGUGGCCGAAGCCCAGAUCGUCGUGCACCCGAUGCGGAUCCAUACUACUUCAAGCUAGAUGAUAGCCCGGACAUGGUCCAACCGAGAUCGAUGAUGCCAGAUCGGAAUGUCCCUGACCUCAUCGCGAACCGGCCAUUGACCUCGAAAGACCUGAUACAAGAGAGAUCCACACCCAUGAUCGACGAGAGAAUGACACAAAGGGGCGGAUAUGAUGCCAUCUUUGUACAAGAUGGUGCAAGUUCCAGUCCUUCAUCACAUGGUCUUGGCACUACUGAGGAAAGCUACGAUAAACUGGACCGAUCACGAAAAUCGUUCAGACCUAGAGAUGAUAAUGGGGAUUAUAACACUAUAUCUCUAGACGUACUCAAGAUCUAAAAUUGUCAUGAAAUAACACCGCCGUCGUAUAAAUAAGAGACAGCAUUGAUAUAAAAACCGACACAUCCGUAUGUAGCCUUCCAAUUGUAAAUCGGAAACUAGAGUAUGAUAUGAAAUAUAUUUCGAAUUUGCUUGGUUGUCACAUUGUAAUUGAGGACUUUAAACCUGUUUCUUACCCAUGAUACGUAUGGCUAACGUGUAUUGGAUCUGAAAGUUUGGUAUAACCUGUAUUUUAUCAUUCAUUCUAAUUAAAGGCACACUGUCCUACUUGUAGCUACUUGCUCCCUCUAUAUAGAAAACUUCCCAAAUCGGUGCCUGUUGG